Protopolystoma xenopodis is the source of this 477-nucleotide messenger RNA. The record is from the annotation of a GenBank genome assembly. NCBI's taxonomy places the organism in Eukaryota, Metazoa, Platyhelminthes, Monogenea, Polystomatidea, Polystomatidae.
AUGAAAACUCUUGUCGAGGGCCGUCACUUUGUCUGCUUGCCCGAAGCCAUCUGGCAUUGGUUGGCAAUGAUUUAUGGUGUACAACAGUUUCUGCACACGACUUCAACAAAUUUCAAGGGCUCCGAUGUUGCUACUCCAGUCUCUGAUGGAUUCCUUCCUUUAAAGUUCGGAGACUUAAAUCUAUCUCGCCCUGACACUGUUUUUAGCUCUGGCGCCAGUUCCAGCGGUAGAGAUGUCCAUUCUUCACUAUCAAGUGGCCUCGGCAUGACAACCACUAACUUCAUCGAGAAAAGAGCCAAUCUCACUGCUACUGGUCAAAAUUCAUUUCAAAACAAGACUCCGGCAAAAGCAGGAUUAACAGACCUUGUGAACUCCAUGCAUCGGGGACUUCCGCGCUACUUUUUGACGGCAAAUAUUCCCAAUACGACACAAGAGGAGACUAUUUCAGAUGGUACAAUUCAGGAUUUUCUUAUUUAA